AGUGUUGGCAUCACUGAUUUGCUGUCACUUUUGUGCAAAUCAAACCACAAGCCGCCGUUUUUUGUUUCCGUAGGAAAAAAAAAACAAAAUUAUAGAAUUUUCCCGUGAAAAAAUAUCAAAAAAUUGUCAACCAGUGAUGGAAGAGAUUGAAAGGAAUGUGAAUAGCAUGAUAUUGCUGGUAGAGGAACACAAUAAGAAGCGAAAGGAAGAAAUAGCGAAUAUCAUUGAGAGCAUGAAGAAGAAGUUCCUGACUAACAUUCCAUCCCAAGUUCAGGCGAAGAAGAAGAGAAUUCACCAGGAUGAUCAAGAUAAAGAAAAUGAGCUGUCAAACAGCCUUCCUGAGGCAAAUACGUCGAAGAAGAAGCAUAACCAGGAGGAGACUGAAAGUAUUCCAAGUCAAUCUAUAAGGCCAGUAAGAACGGCCAAAAUAAAUGCCAGUAAAAAUCUCAAAGAACCAGAUCUAGGCUCAAAGAUGCGUCAGCCUUUGUCUGACGAGUUCAUGGUUAAGGUCAAGGAGGAACUGCUAGAUGUUCAUGAGAUAAAGCGCGAAGUGCGCACGAAGAAAAAGAACAAGCAGGAACAGGUAGUCCAGAAGGCCCCAGAGCCAGAGCCAGACACAAAGGCACCUGAGAGAACUAGCAAGGAGUCUGAAGAUGGAGAAAUUGAAGUGGUGGCACCGAAAGAAGCCGAAAUUGUUGAAGUUAUGUCUGAUGGAGAGUCAGAAAAGAUGCCUCCGCCACCACUUCCGGCACCAAAAGGCCGUCGGGGACGCAAAAAGAAAAAUGCCUCCACGGCAAAUGUGUCAAUUGAGCGUCCGGUUCGGGAGUCCCGGAUAAAGAAGGAGAGAUCUAGCAAGAAAACAGAGAGACUCCUUGAAGUGCCUGAGACAUCAAGUGCUCGGAGUUCGAAAAAAUUGUCUGGGGAAUCCACUUAUGAGGAUGCCCUCACUGGUCAAGAGCCCAUGGCCAAUGCAGACAAUCCCAAUGUCACGAAGGUGAUUAGAACGGCAGAAGAUGAGCCAAAGUCAACUGGCAUGGAUGCAACUUUUGAUUUGCCCAAGGAGACUGAAAAUGCUUCUGGAGAGGGUGCAAGGAAUAGCAUCAUGACAGAAGAUAAUUCAUUUGAAUUGCCUAAGGAGCAGGAAGUCGUGAAGAAAACCACGAAUUCAUCAGCAAAAGCGCUUCUGCUGAAGAAGAAAACAAAUCCUCAUGAACUUUUCAACUCGCAUGAGCUUAAAACCAAUCUCUCUUGCAGUCCUUGCGUCCAGAGUCCGCUAAAGACCAAGGUUGAGGCAUUUGAGCGUCAUGCGGCUGCUGCUUCGGCACUCCCAAUUGCCACGGGGCCCUCAUCGGGGCUACGUGGUAAGGCUUUGGAGUCCGAGCGCAGAAGCAGGACACUUGGAACUCCAAAUCAUGGUCCCAAGUUGAUUGAGAAGUCGGCAUCAACGUCCAAGUUGGCGCAUCUUAUCAAUGGCACAAAGAAGAAGUCGUCCAAGGGUGGACAGGCGAUGUCUGCCACGAAGGCUAAUACACGAUCUGCCAGUGCUGAGGAUACAAAGAGAGGUCUCAAUGCGCUUCAAUUGCUAGCUGAGGAGAAGCGUAAGAAGCGCGAGGAGCGUCAUAAGCAGGCUCAGAUGAUCAGGGAGGCAAAGGAAAGGGAGAAGGAGGAGAAACACAGGCGAAUGAUACAGGAGCAGCAGGAGCGUGAAGAGAAGUUGCGACAGGAUCGAAUUAAGGCCCUGAAAGCCAAACAGAUUUUGGAGCAGGAACAGAAGUCCAGAUUGGAAGAAUUGCAGAAGCAGCAGCAACAGAAGUUGCGAGCUGAAGCUAAGAGAAAGGCUUCCAAAUAUGGAUUCGAUAUGCUGUAUUCAGAUGAUUCGACCGAUGAUGAGGGCAAGAGUUCGGAUAAACGUCCGGCACCGCCUUUGUGGAGUCAGAAGCCACGCCGUAAAGAAUUGAUGACUAUCCAGGAGACUAUCGAUGCUAAGUUGCUCAAUGGACUUUUCUUAGCCAGGCCUAUGACGCCAGAUCUCAGUGAAAUCUUCCCGGAUAUUGAUCCGAGGUAUCUUCAUCGCAAUUCUUCUGUCGUCUGGAAGACUCCACCAAGAUUCUCCGAAAUUCCCAAGUAGGAUGAUUUUGCUUAUUCAACAAUUUCUAUUCCAUUUCUUAUUUUGUUUCAUAUUCAGCCGUUCUAUUAAGCAUUUUGUAGUUUUGAAGGAAAAAUAAUAAUAAAACGUACUGAGUAAUCAAA
This is a messenger RNA of Phlebotomus papatasi, 2250 nucleotides long. RefSeq names its product chromatin assembly factor 1 subunit A-A (gene Incenp). Gene Ontology annotation, molecular function: protein serine/threonine kinase activator activity. The transcript has 4 exons. The record is from RefSeq and is a predicted model, not a curated record. NCBI's taxonomy places the organism in Eukaryota, Metazoa, Arthropoda, Insecta, Diptera, Psychodidae. Bases 137 to 2128 code for a protein of 663 amino acids. Gene Ontology annotation, cellular component: midbody; chromosome passenger complex; meiotic spindle midzone. Gene Ontology annotation, biological process: mitotic cytokinesis; meiotic spindle midzone assembly; positive regulation of protein serine/threonine kinase activity.